Pelobates cultripes (western spadefoot toad) is the source of this 28763-nucleotide messenger RNA. The record is from the annotation of a GenBank genome assembly. NCBI's taxonomy places the organism in Eukaryota, Metazoa, Chordata, Amphibia, Anura, Pelobatidae.
AUUGUUCUGCUCAACCACAAUGCCAACCCCCUCCUUCUCUAUGUAGCCUGCAGAAACUGAUAGAUUCUCCUAUUUUUCCAUCAUAGCACUGGCAUCUGAAUCCUUCUUCCCUGUGAUCUUUGCAAUGAUUAACCAGCAGUGUAUCCUUUGGUUGUUCUAAUCUGCUGCAUUAAUGUUGCAGUUCAGUGCCCACAGAAGACUCCAGCUUUCUUCCAGCACUGGAGACAAGCUUUGCCCUCCAUUCAGCCUCAUUGAAAGCUCUCCCCUCUUCCUGUGACAUGCAAUGUAAGUUUUCAGGCUGCCUGGAAUCUGUAGAUGGCAGCUGUCUUACUCACACUCACCUUUUUGAAUCUCAGGAAGCAGUCAGCAGGUAAAUGAUACAGGUGCAAAAUGCCACUCUUUGUGUUAGUUAUAUUGUGAUGGUGACAGUCUGCAGCUCAGUGCAGGAAGAUGUGCAGAUGUGUCUUUUAUGGGCUGGAAUUGUUAAUGACAAAUUAGCUUGAAUUUCUCAUAGAUAUUGCAUGUGUUCAAUUUCUUCAUUAUGCAGAAUAAUUUUUAUUCUUAAUACAAAAUAAUUUGAUGUCGUAAUAGAAAAUAAUUUUCUUCUUAAUACAAGAUAAUUCGAUUUGCUUUAAAUGUUUUUAAAUAUCAUUUUAAAUAUACUGUUUACAGCAUGCAUAUUCAUGUAUUUAUUAAUGCAUAUAAUGAUAGACAGACUGACAGACAGGUAGGUAGGUAGGUAGAUAGGUGAAUCUGCCACUCCAUAGAAUUACAAGGGUUGACCAAAACUGGUAUUACAUGCUGUAUAAGUGUUUCAGCUUUGUGUAACUGAACGUCUGUCCUUGUUUUAUUUUUCUCAUGUUGUAUCCCCUGCGUGCCAGCAUCAGCAGAUUUUACAAUUGCCAGGAGCCGCCAGCAUUCACCCAUUAACCAGUGGUAAUAAAACAUAUCCCAGCUUUGGAGAGGAGACUCCAAUAGGAAUCUGAAACGCAUAUGCAACAUAUCAUUGAUAAUCACCCAGACAUGGCUACUGCUCUGCUAGCUGGAGAGAAACUGAAGGAGCUGAUCCUGCCUGGGCCGCAGGACGACAGAGCGGGCUCGCUAGCUGCCCUCUUGGUGCAGCUGAAGCUUGAACUACCCUUUGACCGAGUGGUUACGAUCGGCACCGUUCUCAUUCCCAUACUCCUAGUCACUUUGGUCUUCACAAAGAACUUUGCUGGUGAGUGGAUCCUGACUUCACGUAAUUUUAUCUUCACUUAUUAAGUAUGUGCAUUAAACCCGUCACCGUAUUCAUUUUGCAGAGCGAAUCAAUAAUUUUAGGUCGGUUAUACCAUGUGAUCACAAAGGUAGAAGUCUAAUAGAUUGAAUAAGCCAUGGUGACAGUUGUACCUGUGUUGGCAAUUGACCCCUGAACUUCUGUAAGAGCCGCCAAUGCAGCAGUUGAAGUUUAUCAGAAUUUCCUGUAUUCCUGCACUGCACUGAUUAAUAAAGGGAUCUGGUUUUCAUUGAAUUCAUUAAUAAUAAUAGAUAAAGGGAACCUGAUUAAGUGUAUUUUCUCACGUCUUUAUUGAAUAUUUUGAUCCACAGCUCACUGCCUUUGUUGGAAAAUCUACGUUAACCUUUAGAUUUAGAAACUGACAUCACAUCCUUAAGCAGAAGUGACUUUAAUAUAAUAUUUUCUGUUUCUGUGAUGUGUCAUGGUGGUAUUUUCAUCCAUUUUUCAUUAUAGAACUGCUUCAAUUCAUUGAUACUUCUGAGCAGUGUUGCAUGAACUUCUCAGUGAGGUCAUUAUGACACAAUUUUACAUUUGAGCUAAGGUCAGGACCUAACCAUUCCAAAAUGCUAAUGAUAUUCUUCAGAUGUUAUAACAUUUGAAGAAUAUAAUUAGCAUUUUGGAAUGGUCAGGUCCUGACAUUAGCUCAAAUGCAAAAUUGUGUCAUAAUGACCUCACUGAGCAGUUCAUGCAAAACCGCUCAGAUUUACAUGUUUUUUGUCGAGCAUAUCAUCACAGUGAGUGACAACUCAUCCUUCAGCUCACAGAAGGACAUCCUAAUAGUGUUCUGUAGAAAUUGCUUGUAAAUGCAGAUUUUAUUCUUGAAUUAUUUCAAACCAUCUGUGUCCAAACCUGCAACCCCCCCCCCCAAAAAAAAACCCCAACAUAUCAUGCUCCUAGUAUAAUACUGAUACAACUAGGUUUUAUUGGAGUGUUCUAUUGUGAACAAACACACGGGCCACUUCAAGGACUAUAAUUUAAUUGGAAUUAAGUUGUUAUGAUGCCAGAAGAUCCCUUGCCUAAAUGGUUAAACCAUUAAAGAACGAUUUAACUUCACAGUCUUCAAUCCGCUGUCUGUCAGCUCUGUGCCUUCACCUACGUUCCAGUCUGAAGCCUCUUUUAGGAAUCUACUAAAAGGCUGAGAGUGUCAGCUGAUACUCUCAGGCAAUCAGAGGCACUUAGUCCAAAGCUUUCUGAUUGAAACCUUUCACUGGAACAGACGUGAAGGGUUAAUGUUGAUGGCACCAGAAUGAAGACCUUGAGGAGAACAGUUAGUUAAUAGUUUAACUCUUUCAGGUAACCCAGUGCCUGGGACCUCCUCACACCAUAACAACUUAACUCAUGCGUGCUACAUUUUCUCUGUUUGUAUACAACGUGCCUGACCAUUUAUUAUCAAUGGAUUCAAAACAAUAUACAUGCUAAUUAUUAUUAAAAAAAAACUGUUAUUUUUUGAAAUGUCCUGAAAAAUUUAUUUCAAUAGGCAAAUUGUAAACUAAAAAAAGAGGUGUCAUGAGCAGAGUCUGAUGGAACGAGCAGAGACGGAUUAAGAGUCCAGUGAGCCUGGUGACAAUUAUUGUGUAUAGUGCCUUAUUAUAGAAUCUUAUUGACAGAAAACAUUAAAAUAGUCAUAACUCCCAAGCAUCAUGUAUCUGGAUCCUGGAGGAGACGCACAGGAUGUACUUUAUAGGAGAUUCACAGGAUGUAAUAUAUAAAAAUACACAUAUCGUAUGCUAAUCUCUCGCUUUCAUCUCUCACCAAGCCUAUAUCCCCCAACGCCAGCAUCCUGUGAAGCAGGACUUCAUGGACGGGGUAAAAGGAGGUGGGCCUGUGAUGUGAAUCACCUCACUGACACCGCCAAAAGGGGUGGACCCGACCAGAAAGGGGCUGGUCUGCCCAAAGAAUUCGAAGGUCUGCCUGGAGUGACUGCAUGCCAGGCUGCCUGCCAAUCACGCAGGCCAACUAAGGGCGGUCUAUGCAGACAAUGCUGUUUCAGCAUCCUGAGCUUGGAUCAAAUGUGACUAAUGAUGCACUUGCUGUAUGUUUUCUUGUGUCCCUGAUGUCCCGUAACACUGCCUUGCUCACCCUUCUUCUUCCCUUCUUACUAUGAGGCAGAAGCUCCUGGUUUGUAGGCUGUGACACCGAAAAUGUAGAUGAAGUGAGUGUAGAAUUAAUGGAACAUGCCACACUGUUAGAGAAACCAAAGCAGCAAUAUCAUUUGCAUAGUGCGCAAAUUCACGGUGCGCAAAGUCAAUUUAUAGUCAGCCAGUCCACACUUACAUCCCUCCUAAGUUACGAUACAUUAAUUCCCUCUGCACAAAACAAGGGAACGUAAAGAGUAGUAAAAAGAAAUGUUUUUUUCAACAUCAUUAAAUCACAGAGAUGUGAUUUGUAAAGAAGGAAUCAUAAUUAACUAAAUACUGCUGAUUAAUUAGAACAGGGAUCUCAAGCUCUGCCCCCCAGAUAUUGAUGGCCUACAACACCCAAAAUAUUUCGAAUGCAAUAGAUGGCCAGCAAAUCAUGGGAGUUGUAGUUCAGCAAUAUUUGGGGCCGAUGUUUUAGAUGCCUGAUUUAGAAGAUCACAUUUCUUGUAUUGUUUUAUCAAAUUUAUUUAAUCCAUUAUUAUGGCCUAGAUUAUGUCAAAUCAAUGCAAAAGUACAGAUAAUUCUGUUAAUUUGCUCAACACUAGCCAGCAGGGGGCAGUAGCUUUCAGAUUUCACCCAACCUGCAUACUUUGCCUCGUCAAAACCCCAGUCUCCCUGAGGUUAACUACACUCACCCCUCUUACACAUAAACCCCUAACCCCGGCUGUUUCUUUCCUUACGUUGUUAAACCCAGGACUGGGCUGGAGGACAAGGAAUUGCUCCUGGAGGAAGUCCUACUUUCCACUCUAUUCAGACCUGAUUGACAGCAGGUUUCUAGUCUUACAUAUAAUGCUUGGGAUAGCUAAGAAAUGAUAGAGAAAAUGAUAUGUAUGAAUAAAAACGAGGGGCUGUAAUGCAGACAUUACAUAUAAUAUUAUUAUAUUUAUAUAGCGCCAACAAGUUCCGUCGCGCUGUUCAAUGGGUGGAUUAACAAACAUGUAAUUGUAACCAGUAAAGUAACACAAAAUGUAAGAGAAGUAUUAGGGAAGAUUGGUAGAACAGUAUUCAAUGAAGACUUAGUGUGCUUUUUUUUUGAGCCAUUAACAGUUUAAUUAAUAUUAUUAUUGUUAUUAUUAUUAUUUAUAAAGCGCCAACAAGUUCUGGAGCGCUGUACAAUGGGUGGACUAAGAGACACGUAUUUGUAACCAGACGAGUUAGACACAAAAAGUGAGUUUUUAAUGAUUUUUUGAAGGAGUGGAGACUAGGUAAGCUUCUAACGGAAGAGGGAAGGGAGAAUAUAUGAGAAACUACUCAUAUUUUGCAAAGACCCGGCUGCAAAGCUGACAUUACAUAUAUAACGAGCUACUCAUAUUUUGCAAAGACCCCAGAUGAUGACAGCUUUACUUCCAGUGCAUUGGCCUGUGCAUGCAGGGAAAUGUAUAUUUUACUUACCUGCUUCUGUCCCUCACAGCCAUGUCCUUCCACAAGGUCCGCAUGUUCCUGACACUCAGCAAUUCCGCUUUUAGCCUCUGACGCUCCAUGCACGUCUUGCUCCUUGUUCUUACGUCAUUCAUGACGCUGAACUCUCACACCCUGCCCCUUUAUAUAUUUGAAGUUACAGGUGCCUUUUUAUCACACAGACCUGUAACCAAUCACUACACAGUGUUCCUAGUUCCUUGACAUAUUGUGGUUUUUGUAUACCGGAGAGUGCCAUGUUAUAGUACUUAUUGCAUUUUCUGACCUUGGCUUGUGUAGACUAUUCUUGCUCUCUGUAGCCCUGACCUUGGCUUGUUUCUCGAUUCUGUCUGCCUCUGUAAUCCCUGACCUCGGCUUGCUAAAAUUUAUUCUGUGUCUGCUUGCAGACGUUCUGACUUAUUUCUCAGUGUUAACCCAACCACUCUAAGGACUGGUACGCAUACCUACCAUGUUUUAACCUAGGUUUCUGUGUUAGGUUCAGGUCAAUCCUGACACCUGACACCUGACACUACAUCUGCCAGUAGCCAACAUCAGCACUGUACUCUCGCGCAUGCACAAGAAUACAAUACUGAUGUCUAUGGACGAUCCCAUGAGUCAUCCAUAAACAGAGCCAUUUUUGUGAUGACUGAGGGCGUGACAAAGCUUGACAGAGGUAGCUCCACCAUUUGUCAAGUCCCUGCUUUGUCUUAUGAUAUCUUUUUAACUGUGUUUUGGUGAAAUCCCAGAACAGUCUUUAUGAGCAUUUCAUAAAGAUUCUAUCUUUGGGAGUGGGAGUGAAAAAGCCGCUUUAAUUCUGUAAUGUGACUAAUUAAUGAGGAGGAAGUUAUCCUCAGUGACACAUUAAAACUAAUUGCUGUAUCAUAUAGUCACAUAAAAGAAACUUUUUUUAAAUCUGGGCCCUGUCUUUUAUGUUGGGAAGUCUGUGGGUCCCUGUCGAGUGCACUAGAUCCUCGUAGCUGCGUUAUAUAAUGACAUCCCUCAAAAAAGUAUCACUAACUCUUUAUAUAUCAAUAUUAUAUCCAUAUGUGAAGGGGCUUGUUUUGUAUCUAACAGUGGUUUUUGCGUUAUAUAUUGUGCAGAAUACUGUUUUUCUUCUUAAUUUAUAUUGUUUGUAUGCAGAUUUAUUGUACUUACUAUAAGAUCUUAUACUAUAUUUAUAAUAUUUAUCUGAAUAGGAUACAGCUUCCAAAAAAGCUUGUAGUUAUGUGAUUGUAGUCACUGUACUAAGGACAAAUAAACACAAUCUGGAAACUUAAAGGACCAUUAUAGUGUCAGGAAAACAAACUUGUUUUCCUGACACUAAAUAAUCCUUAGGUCCCCCCCCCCUCAGGGCCCCCCUCCCACUGGGGUCAAGGGGUUUAAACCACUUCCUUUUAUUCAGCGCCGGGCCCCCUCGGUGCUGGUGACCUUUCCUCGCCCUCCGACUUCAGCUCCCAAGUGGAGCUGAAAGUGCAUGCGCGGCAAGAGACGUGGAUGCAUUAAAAACUCCCAUAGGAAAGCAUUUCUCAAUGCUUUCCUAUGGACGUUCUGCGUGCUCAAUGCGAUUUUUGCAAUGGGGGUCGGGGAAGCGCCUCUAGCGGCUGUCAGGAAGACUAGAGUCUGGAUUAACCCUGCAAUGUAAACAUAGCAGUUUCUUUGAAACUGCUAUGAUUACAGCUGCAGGGUUAAAACCUGGGGGACCUGGCACUCAGACCACUUCAUUGAGCUGAAGUGGUCUAGGUGACUAUAGUGGUCCUUUAAAUUGAGUGAUAAGAUCAUAAAGGUCAUGUUUAUUUUGUGAUACAUAGUUUCCUUAACCAGCUGUCAUGUAGGCGUAUAAACCACUCAAGGCAUCAUAAGGUCAUUUUAAAUAUUACAUCAAGAGAACUUCAUUAAUAGCUAAUCACAGUAAUAAUUUAUUUCUGCUUUAGCAGAUGCUUGUGGAUUUAAUCAGUAAAUAGCUGUAAUGAUAAAUGUUGGUAUUUCUGAUAUCUGUAUUUAUCUACACAUGCUUAGUGUUGGAUUUUAAAUUUUUACAAAGAGUGCUAGAUUUAAUUACAAUUGAUUUUCUGUGUUUUUUUUUGUUUGUUUUUUAUGGAACACUUUAAGCGCCGUAACUAAUACAGUGUCCUGUAGUGGUUAUGGUGCGCUGGUUCCACCCGAUAUAAGUAGUGCUGAGCUAAGCCCUGCCAAUGAGAUAAUCCCUGCACUGCCAGGCUUAGCUUGGGCAGAGAGUUUCCGGCGGGUAGGAGGAUGCAGAGGAGGCAGGAAGCUGCAACCAGCGGACCCCAGGUAACAAGUCAAACUGUUGGUUAACUACUUACCUAGGGAAGGAGCAUGGCAGUGCACAAAAGUGGUUAUGGUGAUUGGAGUGUUCCUUUAAGAUAAUAAUGAUUACAAUAUGGGAGAUCCAGUCUUCGGUUAGUAGAUAUACUUGGAGUAUGGCUAUUAUUUCUGUGUAAAUUUUGAAAUUCUCAGCAUUUGUCAUAUAUUUUAUAAUGAAUAUUUUUCUUUUUUUCAAAACAAGGUUUUUUUAUGUUGGUAUAGAAAUUAUGUUCCCUAUUGGUAUAGAAAUUAUGCUCGCCGCACAUUCCCAGGAACCCACAUGGUAACUAUACUGGGCAUGUGCAACAGAGGAUGGAGAUUAUAGAUGAGGGACAAGACAGGCAACUGAGUUUUAUGAGAAUAUUAAACUUGAUUGUUCAAACUUGUUUGAACACUCUUUGUUAAGAUAUGUCAAGCACAGGAAAAAAAACACAAGGCAAAAUAGCUCAUAAAAGAAAAGAAAAGAAAAGAAAAGGAAAACAGAUUUGGAAAGAGGAAGAGAAGUGGAUAAGAUUGGAGAAAGGUAAGUUUGGGGCGACAGAGCAGCUUUAAAGCAGCUAACAGUUCAGUGUAACAGAUUUGUGUAAGAAAGCUACUGAGACUCAAUUUGUACAUGCUCACAGCUGGGGCUCAGGUUAUAUAAUGGUCCAUUUUCAAACAGGAGGAAUGAUUUCAGAUGAUGUGAUGCUAAAGUGUUGUUCGGAAUACCUAUUUCUCAAUAUCAUCUAAAUGCCUUUGUUACAAAUAAACUGUUGCUUUUACAGAACUUUAAGGAAGCAGAUAUAGUAAACAUUUAGUAAUUUAAAUACAAUUAUCAUUAAAUGGCCAAGGGCUCUGAUUAAUAUGGAGAGCACUUCAAGUGGCAGGCAGUAAGUGAACAGUAUGGAACAGUGUUUACAACAAGCCUCCUGCUAAGAGCGGACAAAUGUUGGUAUCGGUGAAAUUGCAUUAGAUUGCUGAGUAAAUAGUUUUUUUUACAUCUUUGUUUUUUUUCUUUCUUAUACUUUGGAUGUUAUUGAAUUUGUAGAAUGUGAUCUGAGCAGACUAAUCUCAUAUUUACAAAUACAACAUUCAAUGGCAUCGUGUGACAUUUGAUGGCAUGCAAAAACCAACAUGAAGACAAGAGCACGCCACUGUGUAUACAGACACAGGUAAGCCAACAUGCACACUUACUAACAUUGUACACACACAGGCAAGCCAACAUACACACUUACUGACAUUGGACUCACACAGGCACGCCCACAUACACACUUACUGACAUUGUACACACAUAGGCACACCAACAUACACACACAUGCUGACAUUAUACACACACAGAGAAACCAACAUACACACACUUACUGACAUUUUACACACACAGAGAAACCAACAUACACACACUUACUGACAUUUUACACACACAGAGAAACCAACAUACACACGCUUACUGACAUUGUACACACACAGAGAAACCUUCAUACACACUUACUGACAUUGUACACACACAGAGAAACCAACAUACACACUUACUGACAUUGUACGCACACAGGCACACCAACAUACACAAUUACUGACAUUGUACACACACAGGCACACCAACAUACACACUUACUGACAUUGCAUGCACACAGCAACACCAACAUACACAAUUACUGACAUUGUACACACACAGGCACACCAAUAUACACACUUACUGACAUUGCAUGCACACAGCAACACCAACAUACACAAUUACUGACAUUGUACACACACAGGCACACCAACAUACACACUUACUGACAUUGCAUGCACACAGCAACACCAACAUACACAAUUACUGACAUUGUACACAUGCACCCACAAUAAAAUCUGGAUUGGAAGCCUGGUGUUAGGGUUGGUUGAUGGAAUGUUCAUUGAAAGAGCUAAUGUGUUUUAUUUCUUCAGCUUCUGUAUUUUUUUCUUCAUGUAGCAACUUGCUUCCAAAGAAAAUGCAUUAGAAUGCUUACAUUUUUAGCAUACAGCUUUAAGUUUAUUGGCUUCUGAAAAGGCUGGGAGGAAAGUUAGGAGAGAAGAAUAAUGAUUUGGAUUCAUAACCUAUUCAGAGACCUGCAGAAAAAAAGAAUAGGAGUUUAAUCUGUGUCUCCCAGAUGUACAACAAGGACAAAACAAUUCAGCUUCCCGAAAUAAGUCAAAGCUUCAUUUGCAUGUUUAUUUACUAUUAGUAUUAUUCACUGAAUUGUAGGGAAUUUAAUGUGAGUUAAAAAAAAUGUAGGCCAAACUGAAAAUAUAGCUAAAUUGGAGAUUUUUACCAAUCCAGCUAUUUUGGUCUAAAAUUUCACUUUUAACUCCUGACAAUUCACAGUUUAGUGAAUAUCAUGCAACUAAUAUAUACUCCAUGAAAUAGCAGAUUUCUGUUUCUUUAAGUGAAAUAACCUCUUACUGUUGCAUUAAUCAGUGUGAUAUUGCACAUGGCAUUUUUUUCUUGCAACAUUCUCUUCCCAGUAGUUUGCCAAAGGGUCCUUUAACAGAAUGCGGCAGAUGCGAAGCAUGGAACUAUACCUUAUAUUUGCCAUAUACUGCAAAUAUAGGACUCCCAAAAGUCCAGCUUUUGGAGGGACAGUCCCAAUUUCCAGGUAAUGUCUCGCCAUCCUGCUUAAGUUCCCUGGUAUCCUGCGCUAACGCUGUACAGCAGGCACUAAGACCAUACAGAGAGCGCUUUAGCAGCACUCCAUUCGUGGUCCUGAAGGCUGUGGGUCGGUAAGACAGACUGACAGUUGGCGGGCCAUUGAUGUACCAAUUGUGGGGAUAUAUACAAAUAUAUAUGUUUUACUUUCAAGGGCCACUAAAGGCACCAAGACCACUUAAUCAAUAUGAUCUUGGUGCAGUAUACCUUUAGUUUUAAGCAUGAGAUCUAAAACAUUGCUGUUAAGUAGAUACAGCAGUGCUUACAUUGCAAGGUAAAACACACCUCUACUGACAGUGUUUCUGACUCCCACUAGAAGCACUUGCACUGAAUAACAGAGUCAGACUUGGAAAUUCAAUUCGAUUUUGUUUUUUAUUUUGAUUUGGCGCAACGCUGCAUUUUGAUUGGCGCAGCGCUGCAUUUUGCUGCGCAUGCACUCUAGCAUCUCUUAGAAAUGUCACCAGCACUGCCUCAGUCACUCUCGGUAGUCACUUGUAAAUAGCUCCACACUCACCCUGCUCUGGCAGCUUGGUCCACCCCGAUACUGCAGUCCAGUGGGAAAUUUACCACGGGGUCAGGUCUUGAGGCCAUUAAAAGCACAGACCACCAGCCCAUGCACAGGCCAACUCAGUGCGUGCUGGUAGACACCCUCCACACUCCCUGCUGCUGCCUCACUCCAACACACCUCCUGCUAUUUUCAAAAUGAUGGUUUGAGGCUGCAGAAGAAUGUUUGUUUUAAAUAUCCCAUUUGCUGGGCCUGCUCAGCUUUGUCAGGUUAAUGCUGAGGUCCAAUGUAGCCCAUGUAUUUUAUUUUUUACUUCAUUUUAUUUUGCCCUUUUAGCAAAGGGUAGAGGUGGUAUUACUUAAUGGUAUGCCAGGGUUACUUAGUCUCAAGCUCAGUAAUUCAGACACCAGGGGAUGCCCAAUCUCCUGGUCCUAAUACUGUGAGGAACAAAGAUUCCACAAAUACUGGGGCCAUAAUCCUAUUUAUCCCUCAUCCCAGUUAGAGGUCCUGUGGUUUGUCCCUGCCCCACUAUUCUUGGCUGUAACAGGUUUAAGUUACAGAUAUUUAGGAGAGUUGUACCAGCAUAGUGAGGUUUGUAGGAGAUGUUUACAUUUCUUAAUGGAGGUUUUUCACCCAUUUUGAUCCAUACCAAGCUGAGACAGAUUAUUUUGACUUUUUUUGUUUUGUUUUUGUUUUGUUUGUGUGUUAACAUCAUUUAGUAGAGUGCAUUAAAUGGGGAAAUAAUAAUUUAAUUUCAUAUUAUUGCCAACACGUGACUGUAAAUGAACAUAAUAAUAAUAAUAAUACAGAAAGUUACCCCUGCCAAUUUCAAGCUCUGAAUGAACUACAAAUCCCUUAAUUAUUCUGGCCAUCUAUUGCAUUCAGAGAAUUUUGGGAAAUGUAGGCCAUUAGCAUCUGGAGGGGUUGAGAAACCCGCUGUAAAUAAUGCACUAAAAAUGUAUGCAAAAAAAAAGUCUUACUUUUAAAGUUCCUUAAAGAGGUACUAUAGUCAGUUGCCUCAAUGACGUGCUGUAUGCUUUGUCCCUGCCCUCUUAAUCCGGUUUUUAUUUAGAAGCUGCACUGUUUACAUUGCAGGGUUAAAUCCGCCUCUAGUGGCUGUCAGUGUGGCAACCUUCAGAGGCACUUCUGCGGUACUAAUUAAGUAAAACGUGGUCACUUGAUGCGAAAGCUCCAUAGAAAAGCAUUGACACUCACCACACAAGCGCAUAAGGCCCCCAUUGCUCCUUUUCCACGAAGGUGUUGGGGGGAGGGGAAGGGAGAGGUGAACAGCUGGGAAAAUGUGACUAAAUCUUUAACCUUUUUAUUUUAAUUUUACUGCAUUUUGUGGGAGGACCCUAAUACAAGCAGGGAUAGGGACACUAGAGCAUUAGGAAUACAGAAUUUUAUUCCCAAGGCUAUAGCGUUCCUUUAAAUUGCAGCAAUUACACUGCCCUGCAAGGAAGAGACUCCAUAAAAGGCCUUUCUAAUCUAUAAUUUAAACUCUUGUCCAACGGGGGAUUAUGGGAUAUGGUUUAUACACCGACACACAGGAUGAGAGAAGCUUCUUGAUACUCUGAUAACAGCCUAUUUAAAGCUGCUUUGUCAUGUGCCCUUUCCCUAUUGGUAUAGAAAUUAUGCUCGCCGCACAUUCCCAGGAACCCACAUGGUAACUAUACUGGGCAUAUGCAACAGAGGAUGGAGAUUAUAGAUGAGGGACAAAACAGGCAACUGAGUUUUAUGAGAAUAUUAAACUUGAUUGUUCAAACUUGUUUGAACACUCUUUGUUAAGAUAUGUCAAGCACAGGAAAAAAACACAAGGCAAAAUAGCUCAUAAAAGAAAAGAAAAGGAAAACAGAUUCGGAAAGAGGAAGAGAAGUGGAUAAGAUUGGAGAAAGGUAAGUUUGGGGCGACAGAGCAGCUUUAAAGCAGCUAACAGUUCAGUGUAACAGAUUUGUGUAAGAAAACUACGGAGACUCAAUUUGUACAUGCCCACAGCUGGGGCUCAGGCUAUAUAAUGGUCCAUUUUCAAACGGGAGGAAUGAUUUCAGAUGAUGUAAUGUUCAAGUGUUGUUCGGAAUACCUAUUUCUCAAUAUCAUCUAAAUGCCUUUGUUACAAAUAAACUGUUGCUUUUACAGAACUUUAAGGAAACAGAUAUAGUAACAAUUUAGUAAUAUAAAUACAAUUAUCAUUAAAUGGCCAAGGGCUCUGAUUAAUAUGGAGAGCACUUCAAGUGGCAGGCAGUAAGUGAACCUAUUUGUUCAAAGGAUCAUGUUGAGCACCCCACAAUAAGUUUGAAUUAUUACAUGGGUUUAUAUUAUAAAUAUGUUAAAGGGACACUAUGGGCACCCAGACCACUUCAUCCUAAUAAACUGGUCUGGGUGCCACGUCCCUGCCACUUCAUCUUAAUAAAGUGGUCUAGGUGCCACGUCCCUGUCUGUGUAAGCCAGUAAUGUAAAAUGGCAUUGCUUGCCUUGCAGGGUCUAACUGUCUCCAGUGGCAACCAGGUGUCCACUCCCCACCCCCCACCAAGUAAAAAAGCAAUUUUACUUACCUUGCUUCCAUCACAACUUAGUCCCAAGAAAGAACCAGUUAGGUCUGCAAACAGCAAUAGUAGCCAAAGUAACUUGGUACCUGGGUAACUUCAAGACUCAGGAUUUGUGUAGGAAGCCAUAUCCAGUAGGGGUAAGCCCAGCUGAGAAUACACAUUAUUUACUAAAGUGAGUAUUCAAAGUGAAAUGGCCAAAGUUCCCAAACUGAAAGCGCAGCUGACUUUUUUUUCCAGUUCAGCUAUUUUGAUCCCAAUGAACUGAUCUAAGGGGGCAGUGUCCAUUAUUAAGUCUGCAAUGCAAAUGUUUUUUAUGACAUAAUGAUAGCCACCAGAGACGAUUCCGCUGCAAUGAACGAGUAAAACUCUUUCACGUGACGCACGUGAAGCCCUAUAGAAAACCAAGGAAUACAAUGCUUUCCAAUGGGGAAGCUUGAAUGCACGCAUGCGCAUCAGGUCCUCUAUACAGAACUUGGGACAGAUAGCGUUAGGAAUACAGGUUUUCAUUCCUAACGCUGUAGUGUUCCUUUAAAUUUGAAAUUCACUUUGAAUUCUCAGUUUAGUAAAUAACCCACUAAAAUAUAGAAAACCUCAAAGUAGGUGAAAAAGUGAAAUUAAAUAUCUUCUCAUCCACAAAACUACUCACAUUGGGUUCAGUACCUCUAUAAAUAAAAGCAUGUAGCUUGCAAGUGCAGUAGUACUUUCGUCCCUAAACUGGGAUUUUAUCAAGAUAAUGGACUCAUCAUUUAACAUUGUGCUAUAAUGCAAAUAAAAAUGACCCUGUGUAUACACAGGGUUGGGGGUAGAGAGAUAAUAUGCAGAUCAGAAUAUUUAUUGUAUUGGUUUUGCAUAACUAUUUUGAAAAAGCAGGACAAUUACAUGGCAUAAUUUGCCUUGGGAUUCCAUGUGCACCCAACAUGUUCUAUGGUGAAAUGUCGCAAUGAAAAGGAUUGCAAAUCUGUUACCAGCUUCAGGCAUCUACCUUGUGAGAACCACAAACAGCAUUAAUAAAGUAAAUAUAUAUUUAUUUUUCUACCUCCAGAAGAAUGUUUAACAGAUGGCUUAUUUCUCUUGUGUCUGCAUUAUUUGUUGAAGCAACAUAUUCCUCUGUGACGUUUUUCCAUGUACAGACUAGAAAUUUAAUGUUAGACCAUCUGUGCCCUGUUCCAAUUAGAUAUUGGCUAAAUGACCAUUUUGUAAUCUGUAACGGCACGCACACUGCAAAAUUGUUCAUUAUGUGUCAUGCUUAUUAAAGGGACACCAUAAGAUCUAGAGUAAUACAUGCUACUGUAACAAUAUUCCUCAUUGCAAAGGUUAUGGAACUUAGAGCUCCUGUUGUACUGUGUCUAUACAUUCAGUUGCUGCAAUUUUAAAGGACAAUCUGUGUACCAUAACCACUACAGCUGGGUUUAGUGUUUAUAAUGCCCUCUUUUUCAGCAGUCUUGAUUGUGCCAAAAUUUCACUUACUAUUAAUAUCAGUUCUGUCCAACAUGGGUGGUAAUGAUAUUCUAAAAACAUUGGGGGAGGUUUAGUGCAGUGCUUGGCUUAGAAUCGCCUUUUAGGUUGUAUUUAUAUUGAUAAUAUGGAAGUGUAAGUUAGACGUUCUCAAGGCGGUAGAAUAAAGCUUUUUCUAUGACUACCAGAGAGAGUGCCAAAACAGUUUGACCUAUAUAUUAGUAACAUAGACUGGGCAGUAGUGGUUAUGGUGCUUUGAAUGCCUCCUUAUCAUCUGUGACUAAUUUAGAUUACCUAUAUUUUAUAGAGUUUAUAUAUAUAUAUAAUCACCCCAAUAAAUAUCUUUUGUCUUAUCAUUAUGCAUGCACAAACCCAAACAGUGGUAUUUAUGUUUUACGUUAUUGUCAAUAAAGUUGCAUUAACACUUUCUCACACCCUUUAGUUUAUAGUGUAUUAAAUGCUUAAAGGUAAAACAUUGUUUUUGUUUCUCAUUUUCCACUAACUAUAUUCAAUGGCAGAAAAGGGCAACACUUAUAACAAUGAUUGACAGGGAGUUAAAAUCGGGAUGCCCUGUUCCAGGAUAGAGUGUGGAUUUGUACAUUACAUUUUAUUUUUCACCUCACAAACACAUUUGUCAAAGGAAAACUAUAGGCUAGUAACACAAAAUCGCAUGCCCCUCACCUGUAAUGAUGAAAGAGUUAAAAACCCUUACCUUGUCACUUACCUAAAUCCAGUGCUUUUGUCCCUCGGUGCUGGGUUAGGCUCCACCUUCACUCCUCCUCCCCUGACUUCGGCCGACAUUGGGGACCUAAUACGCAUGCGUGGUGAUCCCCGCAAUCGUAUUCGAAUAACCCUAUAGGAUAGCAUUGAUUCAAUGCUCUCGUACAGGGUUUUAGCUGACACUGGAUGUCCUCAUGCAUAGUGUGAGGACGUCCAGGCUCAGUUAUGUGACCAAAAUUUGCCUAACAAGCCGGAAGCGUCUCUAGUGGCUGUCUGGUAGUCAACUACUAGAGGUGGAGUUAACCCUGCAAAGGUCAUUGUUGGAGUUUCUCAAUAACUGCAAUAACUACAAUUGCAGGGCUAAACUGACAGGGACAGUGGUCUGGCUGCCUAUAAUGUCCCUUUAAAUAUAGGGGAUAGGUAAAUAUGUGAAAUCGUGAGAAGUGACAGUUCCCCUUUAAUAGUUUAAUGAAAUGGCAUGUACAUUUAAGUAACAUGAUUUACAUAAUUAUUCCCUGUAAUGUUGGAGAUUGACUGGGUCUGGUAGCAGUACGAAAUGGGAUAGGAUGCAGGUGCUGCUGAAGUGAUGUGGAUACAGGCUCAGAGGCCCCUGUAAUCAGCUCUGCUAACAUAAAAUAGUGCCUGAUUUUUAAGUAGAUGUAAAACAAUUAAAAAGAUCAAAAACAAACCAGGAAAGCACAAUCUUCACAUAGAUUUAGGGAAUUAGUAAAAAGUGAUUUAUUGCAGCUAUGCCUUCAGAUCCACAAUAAGGCAUAAAGGUUUAAAGAAACAAAGCAUUGGAUUUUGUUAGGGCUUAAAUUGAUAUCUUUUCUGCUUUUUUUAAUAUAAUGCAAAUCACUGCAUUUGAUCUUUGGAUUGGUCAAAAAGAAAAAAGCAAUUAAGUAGUGAUGGUAGGCGAUUACUAAUUAUUAAAUUUUUUUGGCCAAAAUGCUUUUUUAUAAUAUACUACAAGCCAAAAAUUCUAUCAUUUUAAAUAUAUUUAUUUUUCAGAGCUUCUUUUGUAGGUUAAAACCACAGCAGUGACUUUUCUCUCUGUUAUGCAGAGGAGCCUAUAUAUUGCUAUACACCCCACAACUUCACCCGUGAUCAAGCCUUGUAUGCAAGAGGAUAUUGCUGGACUGAACUUAAAGAUGCACUUCCGGGAGUGAACGCCAGUCAGUGGUCUUCAUUGUUUGAGCACAAGUUUCUCCCUUAUGCUCUCCUGGCAUUUGCUGGGAUAAUGUACAUUCCUGCCCUCGGCUGGGAGUUCCUUGCCUCAACGAGAUUGACCUCAGAACUGAACUUUCUGCUUCAAGAAAUUGAUAAUUGCUACCAUCGAGCAGCUGAGGGUAGGGCCCCCAAAAUAGAGAAACAAAUUCAAUCCAAGGGACCGGGUAUCACAGAAAGAGAAAAGAGGGAGAUAAUCGAAAACGCGGAGAAAGAGAAAAGCCCUGAGCAGAAUCUUUUUGAAAAGUAUCUUGAAAGAAGGGGACGAAGUAACUUUUUGGCCAAACUUUACUUGGCAAGACAUUUGCUCAUAAUAUUUUUAAGCAUCAUACCCAUUACAUAUUUAAGUACCUAUUAUGCAACUCAAAAGCAGAAUGAAUUCACCUGUGCUCUGGGGGAGCCCCAUCAUAAAACCAGCAACUCAAAGCACCUUAUAUGGGUGAAUUGUAAGCUGCCAUCUGUUCAGCUCCAAAGAAUCAUUGCUUCAGUGGACAUUUUUCUUCUCAGUUUGAUGAACCUGAUCAUCCUCAUCAAUUUAAUCCACCUGUUUAUCGUUCGGAAGUCCAACUUCAUUUUUGACAAGCUCAAUAAGGUUGGCAUAAAAACAAAGAAACAAUGGCAAAAAUCCCAGUUUUGCGAUAUCAAUAUUCUCGCCAUGUUUUGCAAUGAAAAUCGUGACCAUAUCAAGUCCCUUAAUCGCCUGGAUUUCAUCACAAAUGAAAGUGACUUGAUGUACGACAAUGUGGUUCGCCAAUUGCUUGCAGCGCUGGCCCAGUCUAAUUACGAUACGACGCCAACCAUGCGUGAUUCAGGGAUGCAAACGGUAGAUCCCAGCGCUGAUCCGGCAGAUAUAGAUGUCAACGAACAGCUUGUCAUUAAACGUCCUAGGAAGAAAAUGAAAUGGAUUCCAAGUAGCAAUCCCUUACCCCAACCCUUUAAGGAACAAAUAGCCAUAAUGAAGACUGAAAAUAGCAAACCUGACAAGCCUAAACCUAUGAGACGGAAAACUGCAACAGACAGCUUGAUAGCACCCCUCAUUGAGACUUCAUCCAAAUCCUCUACACAGUCACCGCAGAAAAUGGAUACAAGCACCAUCACUAUUGACAACGGCGAUAAAAAACAUGCUAGGCACUUCUCGCUAGAUGUCCACCCAUACGUUCUAAGCAAUAAAAAAACCAAAUCAGAAGCACUGGACAAUGCUCCUAUUGCCACAUCGGAAAGCCAAGAAAGCGGUUUCCUGAAUCAAGAAGAUAGUGUGAUUGUCCACGUCUCAUCAUCUGUGAAAGGUAAGUCACCUUCCUCUUGUUUUCAUAUUGCCAUAGGCUCAACCUCUAUUAAUCAGUGGUACAAAUGCAAAGUUAUCAAGCCCUGUAAAUAUUUUGUCACAGGUACAAUGUACAAAGGUUCCACCCUCUCCUCCAUCCCUUCUUACUUUUCUCUUCCAUUGCUUUUCUUCUUCCACAUGGACUAAUUUUACUUGACCCUUUUUUGUUCUGUUUCUGUGCUCCAAAUAAUGGCUGAAGUCAGUCAGUGAGUGGAUUGUUGUUCACCUAUAAUCAGUGUAUAGUUUACUUUUAUGUAUAUUUUGAUUAUUAACAUAACAUAACUUAACAUAUUGUACUUUGCUGCUAUUACUUCUUGAAACCAUCAAUAUAUUUUAUUGAUUACAAAAGAAAAAAACACAAAACGAUUUCAUAAGAGACCAAAAUUUAAAAGUAAAAAAAAUAAAUAGGAUUUGGGUUCAUGAAUAUACAUAGUUACAUAAUUACAAAGCUGAAAAGAGACAUUAAGUUCAGCAUUCCUCAUGUUUGUUUUUGCUGUUGAAUCAAAAGAAGACAAACUUCCAGUCUAAAGUACUUCCUAGCAAACUAGGAAAACAUAUUUAUUGACCCCAGAAUUUUUUUAAAUUGCUGAUAGAAGGGCUCUUCUCAAACAUGCCAACUUGUCCAUCCUCAUUUGUGGUGAUUUUCGUCACCAUCUGGUUAUCAAUGUAUUCUCCUGCAUGAGCAUGAAUACAAGCUGGCCUUCUGCCAAAGACCUUGUUGGAUGGCCGAUGUCAAUAUUUGUCUGUAUUUAGAGGCCAGGAUCAUCCUGCAUAUGUACAUUUCAUUAAAAUUGCGAAUUGAAAUGCUAGAACUAACAACCUGGAAUGGUUCACUCAGGAAAAACAUUGAAAGUAAACACGGAAGUAAAACUGUUUAAAAUAGGUUUUACUAUAUGCAUUUUGACCAGCUUGACUUAUAAAAUCCUGCUUGUCCUUCUUUUGAUUUGCCUGCAGUAUGCUGCUACAUCUUUUUAUUCAAUGCAUAUUAGAUGCUAUUUUGUAAUGUUACUCGAGGAAUAAACAGAACGAAAAACAGCAGAUGACAGAUCUACUUUAAGGUGCCCCGAGAGAGGAUUUUGUAUUUAUGGGUUGCUACUGCUUAAAGGGACACUGCAGUCACCAGAACAGCUACAGCUUAUUGCAUUUGUUCUUGUGAGUCUAAUCAGAGAAAAUGCAGUGUUUAGAUUACAGCUUAGUGAUAACUCCACUGGCCACUCCUCAGUUUACUACUAGAGGUGCUUUCUGGGGCAGUGUUGCACAGUGAGUUCACUGCCAUUCAGUAUCUCCUCCCUCUGCAUGCAGACACUGAACUUUUCUCAUAGAGAUACAUCGAUUCAAUUAAUCUCUAUGAGGAGAUGCUGAUUGGUGGAGCUGUGUUUGACUUGUGCUGUCUCUGCCCCUGAUCUGCCUCCUUGACAGUCUCAGCCAAUCCUAUGGGGAAGCAUUGUGACUAGCUCAGACCACCACUUCUGAUGAUGUCAGCAAACAGCAGGCAGAUCAGAUACAGACGGGGCAGAGCCAGCAGCUGCAGACUAACAUUUAACUAUAUUUAGGGAGGCACGAGAACAUGUUCUAAAAGUAAAUAAAUAAAUGGAAGGUAACUGAAAUUAUACGGAAUAUAAGGAAAAUAAUUUUUAUAAUCAGAUAAAUUCACAAUAGGCUGCUUCACAACACAAUGAUGAGCGACUGAUAGAAAGAAGACAAAUAUAAUAAGGGUGUGUGUGAGCGCUCCAAAAUAACCCUAGACACGUACCAAUUAGGGAAAAGUGAUAAACCACUUAUGUAUACACUAUAAAUUUCAUUUGGAUAAUACAGUAAAUAAAUCAGUUUGUGUCUGCUGACAAUUAUCUCUCAAAGAUAAAUAAAUGAGAGAGAGAAUCAGUUCAAAAGUUAGUAUUCAAUCCAAUAAAUUCAAUAAAUAAUUGCACACUAUAUAAACUUAAUAGAAUAAAAUCAGCAAAUGAAUUAAUCACGGUAAAUAAUGCAUAAAACCGUCUAGACUAUUAUAAAAAUAGGCAAAAAUGCAUUUAUUAAUCUAUAAAAAGUGUACUAAAAGAUAUGGAUCAUAAUAACGCAAUACACAUCAAUCACUGAUAAAUAAAUAUCGGUCUAAUUGUAGCCGAUAUAGUUCAGCAAAAUACACAAGUCUGGAUACAAUAGUUUCAGUACAAACUCCAGCAUGGGGGGCCUCCCUCUGGAGCAAACUUCAAAAAAUCUAUAGGAUAUUCAAGUAGAUCCACAAAAUUAAAAUCCAAACAAACUGAUGUAGGAGCUGAUGAUAAAAUCGGUAUAGAGGUGAUCACCAACCUGGGGGAGGUUUGGAGCUCAUAAACGUGUCCAGUAAAAUGCAGGUGGCUAAGGGUCGUCUACGCGUUUCGUCUCUAACAGAGACUUUUUCAGGACUAAUACAUAUCGGGUGCUUACUGGGUAUAUAUACCCAUACUUUGGGAGCGUCUUUAAGUUACAAAUUAAGAUGUCAUAUUGAAAAGAAGAAAUCAUUCUUUGAAAAUUCAAGUAGUCAGUCAAUGCAAUAAUCUCUGCAGGGUUAAUCAUGAUAUAUAGUACAUAUGUAUAACAAACAUGUAGAUAAAAUGGGAUAUAAAAACAAAAAAUCCUUAAUGCAGAAAAUAGACAGUUAUAAAGUAAUCACUGAACCUGCUUUACAGUUAUCAUAUAAUAAAAUGUUAUAAGCAUAAUCCUUAAUGUCACAGUGUCAGAGGAAGAGAUGCAGGGGGAGAAACCCCCAUCUAUACAGGUAUUGCACUGUUCAUUAGAUAAAGAAGUAUAAAUCUUAACAAAGGAACUUGUGUAUGAUAACUAACUAUUGCUCUGCCAGCAUCUUCAGCCAUUGAAGCUCUGCCUCAUACAUAAUGGAGAUGCAAUCCCAAUGGAGCUGAAUCAAUAGAAAAAAUAAGGGGGAGGGAAAAAUAAAUAAUCUAAAAAAUCUGCUCAAUUUCUUCAUUUAACCCCUGUGGAAAAAGAGUGUUAAGUUAGAAAAUCCAAUAUGUUUCUGCAGUGAUUAAAGGACCACUAUAGUGCCCUAAGGGUGCCCCCACCCUCAAGGUCCCCUUCCCACCGGGCUCUAGGGGGUGGAAGGGGUUAAACUUACCUCUUUCUCCAGAGCCGGGCGGGGAACUCUCCUCCUCCUCGGCUGAAUGCGCAUCCAAUGCUUUCCUAUGGAUGCUGGCGUCUUCUCACUGUGAUUUUCACAGUGAGAAGCGCGGAAGCCCUCUAGCGGCUGUCAAUGCGACAGCCACUAGAGGCUGGAUUAACCCUAAUAUAAACAUAGCAGUUUCUCUGAAACUGCUAUGUUUAUAGAAAUAAGGGUUAAUCCUAGCUGGACCUGGCACCCAGACCACUUCAUUAAGCUGAAGUGGUCUGGGUGCCUAUAGUGGUCCUUUAAGGCUUUUUUCCUAUUAUCAGAGUUCGUCUUGACUGGAAUUUGCUGGAUACCCAUUACUGAUAUGUUUGGGGUCACUAUUAUGUACUGCUUGAAAAUGUCGGGCUAUGGGAGAUUUUCUCUCGUUAUGUAAAAUCGCCAGCCUAUGUUCCCUAAAUCUUGCUUUUAAAGUCCUAGUUGUUUGCCCAACGUAAAGUAAACCGCAAGUAGACAACAAAAACCGAAUUACAUAAUAUCCUGGUGUUAAUAGUAAAAUUUGGGUCAUGGGAUGAAGAACCAAAAUCAGAUUGCCCAUGACGUAUGAAUUGGCAUGUCAGAGAGCCACAUCUAAAAUUCCCUAUUCUCGAGUCUGAAAGGGUAUUGGUCGGUUUGGCAGACAUUAGUUUGGAUGGAGCUAGUAAGUUCUUGAGGCUCAUAUUUUUUCUAAAAGUGACCCAGGGGCUCCACAGAGAUACUGAAGUUCAGCCAAGGAUCUAGGCGUAAAAUAGGCCAAUGUUUCUGUAGAAUCCUGAUAAUAUGGUCGUGGGCAUUGUUAAAAACAGUAGUAAAAAUUGGACCUUUAUUCGUAGCAACAUCUUUUGUACUAUAUGAAAAUUGUUGAGCUUCUUACUCUUCAUCAUUGGUGGUUCUGCUUCAGACAACAACAGGUCCUUCGGGGUAUUCUUAUAGGCAACUCAUCAAUCCCCUAAUUGAAUAGAGUAAAUCUAUCUAAAUUUCUAGCUUUGUUGUAGGCGCCAAGGAUUACUCGUGGAUCAAAUUCUUUCUCUAAAAAUCGUUGACAUAAGUCCUUGGCUUCCUCCUCAAAGUCUUCCAGAAAAGUACAAUUUCGGCGCAAUCUUGUAAACUGGCCAUAUGGGAUAUUAUUAAUCCAUGUCGGAUGAUGCCCACUAGUAGCAUGCAAAAACCCAUUCACAUCUACUGAUUUUUUUAUAAGUCUUAGUCACAAUACGGCCAGAUUUACCACAUAACAAAAGGUCCAAAAAUUCCACUUCAGAUUUGUUCUUCUUGCUGGUAAAAGAAAGGCCCCAUUGGUUGGUGUUAAGAUCACUGAUAAAACUGUCAAUAGCAUAAAAGUCACCUCUCCAGAUGAUGAGAAUAUCGUCAAUAAAAAGUUUAUAAAAACUAUAUUAUCCAUCCUUUUAGGGUUAUUAUAAAUAUGAAUUUGCUCCCAAAAUCCCAUAAAAAGGUUGGCAUAAGAAGGUGCAAAGCUUGCCCCCAUCGCUGUACCCUUAGUCUGUAAAUAAAAUUGCCCAUUAAAGCUAAAAUAAUUAUGGGUUAAAAUGAAUGAAACACUCUCUAAGAUCGCUUUGGCCUGAUUGUGUGGAAGUAGUGGAUCUUCAAAACAAGAAAAAUUCAAGUGCCCUGAGUCCCAGGUUAUGGUCAAUGUUGGAAUAUAACAAGAGAAAAUGUUCUUUCUGAAUUAAUAAAAAAUAAUAAAAAGUUGAGCCAUAUGAUUAAUCAAUAUAAAAACGCCAAAUAAAUUGAGGGGGUGAGGGGAGUAAACACACUGCAAACAAAAAAAACAAAGGUGUUUAUCUAUUGGAAAGCUAAUGAGCUGAUGAGUCUUCUCACCCUCUCUGACGCAACACACACAUCGGGGGCUCAGAACGCUCUCUGUGAUUUGAGUCUGAAUUAGAUUAUCAAGACUGUAAUUUUACGGAGGUACCGACAACUAUUUCUCAAUGUUACUAUGGGGUUAGUUUACUCUGUAUGAAUUCUUAGUUACUCAGGGACUUAUAGAUACUUAGCUGUCUGAUUAAGAGUGCAGACAUGGCACUGUAUCAAUAUCUUUAGAGAUUUACUUUUUGUAGCAAUAUUAUAUAGUGGUGAAUUUGCAUUUUGAUACACUAUUCAGUGGCUACAGUGUCUUAGUUCCUUGAGGGCAUGUGCUGAUAGUAAGUUUCCCUACAGUGGCAAUGUAGUGUUUUUUUUAGCUUCACAUCAAUUGUCGAGAUUUUUCUGUUACUCAUUAUUGGUAUUAUUAUUUUUAUUAUUAUUUAUAUAGCGCCAGUGCUGUACAAUGGGUGGACGAACAGACACGUAAUUGUAACCAGACAAAUGGACGCACAGGAACAGAGGGGUUGAGGGUCCUGCUCAAUGAGCUUACAUGCUAGAGGGAGUGGGGUAAAGUGACACAAAGGGUAUACGUAGGGGUAAUGAAAUAUGUUGCUAGAAAAGUAUUCACUGAGAACUUAGUAGGUUUUUUUGACAGUUGCAGGAGAGGAGUAAUGGGGAGGUGGGGGUAAAAGAUCAAAGAUUUUUAAAGGAGUGGAGACUGGGUGAAAGUCUGACAGGGAAUGGAAGGGUGUUCCACAGAGAGGGUGCAGCCUUGGAGAAGUCUUGGAGGUGAGCAUCAGAUGUGGGAAUAUGGACAGAGGAUAGGUGUAGGUCUUCGGCAGAGCGCAGGGGCCUCGACGGGACAUAUUUGUGUAUCAGGGAGGAUAGUUAGCAUAAAGACCAUUGACUUUCUAACAUCAAAACUACAGUGCAUAACUUUUGACUAGCUAACAUUGAGACAAUUGACACAACAGUAGUCUAUGCUUAUAUAAAAAACUUAAACAGUACCUAUGCAAAGUUGAGAUGAUACAUUUGAUGUCUGACUAAUUUACUGAAAGUCAUCUUUUUCUUGUUGCAUCUCUGCUUAUUUACUUAUAACUGGUGUGUGGCUCUUACCUUAUCCUCUAAAUAUGUAAGUAGCCUUUGUCAUCUACUCUCAAUAAAGACAUACAUAACCAAAUUUACAGCAAUGCACUUUUUGGAAUCUGUGACUUGUAAGUACAGAAAUAGCUUAAACCCCUAGUCACGUGGGGCUUUCAAAAGCAGGAGCCAUAGCUAGUGUCCUCCAAAACAACAGGGUAUAUCAAAGAGGUCAUGGCAAUGCUAACACUGGUUUAACCCCUUUUAGGAGUUAAAGGUUACAUACUUGAAAUAAAGGACAUAAAAAACCAAGCCCAUUCUAGACUGUAUUAAACAAUGUUUAACAGUGUGUUUGUCUUUUUGUUCCAGGAACAUAUUUUACAUCAUCUUUUUGUGAUUUCGCAGGUGCAUUAACAUGCUGUGCCAGGACAUUACUUCCUAAAUGAAUGAUGAAAGCGCCGUGAUAGUAACUCUCAACUGCCUUUUUGUUUUACAGAUACCUCAAAACCCAUGAAGGACCUAGAGAAAGAGAAUCACCCGUUAUCUGAAAGCUUUACAGAUGUUUCUGUCUCGGGAACAUUCUUAACCUGCAGCCACAGUCACAUGUCAGGGUCGGCAGUUGCUAGUUCAACUUUAACACUUAGUCAGACAAAGCCUGAACCAAUGACUGUUUUCAAUCGAAAUCCCACACAUCCCUUACUCCACAUUAGCACUUUAUAUGAAGACCUUGAAGAUGGAGUUACUAGUGGGAUGAGAGACAGGGACCACUCUCCUCCUGACCCUGGUGAUAUCAUAACUGUGAUCCCACCAAAAAAAGUAAUAUUAGCCCCCUUUGAGGAGUCUAGGUCAAUGAUAAGCUCAGCUGAUUAUUAACGUCAAAUGCUGUGAGACACCACCGUGUUAACCACUGCAUGAGCAUGGAGAAAUUAUUAUCUCUAAAUAUGCUAGUGAAAGCUUGUAUUCACAACUUUGUCAACACAUAAAGAAUUACCUAAUGGAUCAUCAGUUUAGGCUGCUAUGUAAAGCACAAGCUACUUUAGUUUAUAAUAGAUGAAAUCGGCAAAACAAGGAGGGUCGAAAAUACUAAUACACGUUUCAUUGUAGUCAAAUAGUGUUCUUUGAAAGAGCCAUUGAAGUUUCUUCCUAAUUGUUUUUGCUCUCUUGAAAAUGUAACUCAAGUACCAGUUUAACAGAUACGUAAUAGAUACUUUCACAAAUAUCUAUCUAAAUAUAUGUCAUAGGCACACCCAUGAUACACACUUAUAGAACAUUCCUUUUAAUGUUAUGUUAAAAUGUUGAACUUUUCUGAUGACUGUUCACAAAGAAAAUUAUGGCAGCCACCACAAGAGACUGCUUAGCUUCAGGUAAGUAGAACUUACCUUUCCCUGUACCCCACGACCACCACAAUUUUAGCAGCAAAAUCACCAUUGUGGUUUUUUGCAAAGACCCCAGAAGGUAACAUAGCUGCUUUAAGAGCAAACAAGGUAAUUAGAGGUGAUUGCAGAUAAAUGUAUGAAUACCUCAGUGCAAAAUCUUUCAUGCACCUGUAGCGAAGCAGGAAGGUUUUGUAGCACAAAUUGUUUAUCCUCUAUUAGCAAAAAAGUCUGCUGUCUCACAGCUUUAAUUGUUAUACCGGACAGUGAUCAUUGACUGUUGACUCUUAAUCACCUUUCACAGUGUUUGCAGUUAUCUUAGACAAGUAGCACAACCCUUUACACCAGCAAUAUCUAUAUUUAUCUAGCUGUACCCCCAACCCAAAAGGUGAAGUGUGAAUCAGGACUGGCAGCUACCACCAACGGUAUUAUCACAUGGCCAAAUAUGUUCGUACGUGGGGGCUUUCACACAUUACAUAAGACUAAUAUGCAAAAGGCACAAAGUAUUGAUAACUGGGAUCAGGGAUGGUAUACAUGUCCAUGAAACACUGUAAAAUGGAAAUAGCAAAAUAAAAUCACAAGACCCUGUCCGAGGCAUCACUUCAUGACAUCGAAUCUCUCUAUGACUGUAACUGAGUGUGGUCCAUGUUAUUUUUCUACAUUCUUAUAUAUCUUAAGUUAUUGCUUGUAUGUCUGGUAUUCUUAUCUUACAAUAACAUGCAUUGCCAGACACCAUGAAAAGAAUUUACCUGGUUGCAAUACUGUUCGUACGUCUUGUGGCAUUUUUUACACGUUUAUCAAGGUGCUCAAUGGCUGCAUUGAAUAGACCAUGACUUCACUAACACCAUCCAGUACUUGUCAUGCAGCAAUCUUUUGUUUCAUGUUGAAACUGUAGCCACCAGGAUUCACCGUUUCAAUUAUUUCACAAUACAGAACAUUGUUCUUAAAAUAGGCCUAUAAUAUGAAAUAGAAAUGCUAACUUCAUUUCACAUUCAUAGAACUGGGGUUUUCUCCAUACCUGUCAUCAUGCUGAAAGUGUAGCAACAAGGAUUCGUCAGACCAGGCAAUGGUUUUCCAGUUCUUUAGUGCCCAGUAUUUGUUUUGGCUUCAGCCACAUUAUGCAAUGGUUUAGAAGAAGCCACCAUGAUAACUAAUGGGGAUGGCGUUUAAAAAAAACUGCUGUUUCUAUUCAGUAUUCAACAUUCUUUAGUGGGACAUUUGGCACCAGUGAUGCAUUGAACUAUUAGCUGACUAAUGUUUCAAUGUCAGUUGUUGGACAAAAUAUAUGUCUGACUUUGGAAGGAUGCUCUUUUUGGUGUGGACCAUCGGACACAAACCAAUACAAAAAUGCACUUUGUUAAUCUAUCUCAUGGAAAAAAUAGGUGCUUCUUAGAUUUGAUAGAUAUAAAGAUAAACAGAUAUACAGGUAUACAGUCAUGCUCAUUCUCAUUAUAUCUAACUGCAUUACCUUGCAGACAAAGUUAAGUCACACAUUUGAUUUAGUUACAUAGUAAUAUAGGCUGAAAUAUGACUCAAAUUCAGACUUUACAAUAUCUGUACUACUGCUGAUGGCAAAAUAAACAUUUUAAAGUGAUUUACAGUCUCGCCACAACCUUGACUCCAAAGUGAUAGUCAAAUUUCUCCUUUGAUCAGUGUCACGACUACAGUAGGAGAACCUAAAACACACAGACCCUAAUCUGCUAAAGGAGAGGUAAUGUAUUACUGGACAUUAGAAUGGCUGGAUUUAACGUAAAGAGUAGUCAGGAAGAAAGUCAAGGUCAAAUGUAGGAGAGUACAGCAUAAACGGUAAGACAAGCCAAGGUCAGGAACACAGAAAGUGGAGAAACGAUAAGCAAGCCAAAGUCGGUAACAAGAAAUCCAAAUAUAAUAUAAAGUGCACUCUUGGGUCAACAAGAACCACAACAGAGCAACCAGUAACUGAAAGGGCCUGGCUUAUAAAGCCAGGGAACCAAUCUUAUUGGCCUGCAUCAUAUUAGAGCGCCUAUACAUCCGAAUUCGACCCAAAGCCAAAUUCGGGAGUUUCUUUGUGCAAACACAUCGGUUCGGCACUUUGAGUCGCAUGAUUAUGUAUGUAUUACGCAACUCCAUACAAAUAGAUGCGCAUGCAGAGCGUGCAGCGUCUGACCCGCCGCCGGAUCGGGGAGCUCCGGAACAGGUAAGUAUUACAAUCAGCAAGCUGUUACAUUAACUAUUAUAUCUCUGAAUAUUCCAGACAUUCCAGAAAACUCCAUUCAGACAUUGUUUAACAUUGUACAGAUUCUUAGGCAGAUAAUUCCCCAUCUCUAUUGUUCUUACUAUGAAGAACCAUUUCCUCUCCUGUAGGUGAAAUCUCCUCUCUUCAAGUCUGUUUCUUAUGAGCAUCUAAUGAUUAGUUAUGUCCAGUAUAAAUUAGUUAUGUCAGUAGGGUGCUUAAAAGGCUACAAACUCUAUUUUCCCUAAGGAGAAUCUAUCACUAUAAUAAUUUAGCCUUUUCUCUUUCCUAUUUUAAAUGUAUGUAUAUCGUAAUGAGUUUAGACAUCUAGCAAAUACAAUUCACACGUUUAUGGAUUUGUUUUAGAGAAAUUAGGUAAAGCGUCUGAGUAUAAGCGUGUUGCUGUAUAGCCGUAAUGAACACGUAGCAGUUUACAUAUUUUAUGAAAUCAAGCAGUAUGUUAAGACUGUUGUACAUCAUGCAUAUAAUUGCCCAUAUGAAACAUGAUUUCUCGAGUUUCUGUGCCCAAGGAGGACUUUCCAAAGUCCAACUUGAAAUAUGCAGGUAAUACAGAACAGCAAUGUUUCUACAUAUUUAUGUUGUGUUAGUUAUAGGUCAUACUUUUAUUUUUUAAAAUCACACUCUUGGUGUGUGUUCAUUUAGUAAAAUGCCUGCAGACUAAAGGAAAACUUCAAGUACCAUAACCACUAGAGUGCACCCAUAACUCUCAGCCAAUGAGUUAAGCCAUGCACCAUUGAAUUAGCUUAAAGGGACACUAUAGUCACCAGUGCAAGUACAUGUAUUCCUGACCCUAUAGUGUUAACACCGCCAUCUAGCCCCCCUGGCCCCUCAUGCCUCCAUAAAUAUAGUAAAAAUCUUACUGUAUUCAAGCUUGAAGCUGUAAAUCUGCAUGCUGUUAGACUCAGGAAAAACAAGCAGUCUGCUGACAUGUGAUAGCCUGAUCCAAUCACAGUGCUUCCCCAUAGGAUUGGCUGAGACUGACAAGGAGGCAGAUCAGGGGCAGAGCCAGCAUGAUUCAAACACAGCCCUGGCCAAUCAGCAUAUCCUCAUAGAGAUGAAUUGAAUCAAUGAAUCUCUUUGAGGAAAGUUCAGUGUCUGCAUGCAGUGGGAGGAGAUACUGAAUCACAGGAUGCUCGUGCACAGUGCUGCCCUGUGCUCUGCUGACAGCAGAUCUGAGUGGAUUGAGGCAUAUUAUGCCUCCAUCAACUCCAAAGUCCCUUUGGUUCACUCUGAGUGACUGCAACUGGAGAUGUUCCUAGAUUUCAAUGUAAACACUGUAUUUUCUCAGAAAAUACAGUGUUUACAUGAGAAAGGCUACAGGGAGCUAUAGUUCUCACCUGAACAACCUCAUUAAGCUGAAGUUGUUCAGGUGACUAUAGUGUCCCUUUAAGCAGAGAGCUUCUGGCUGUCAAAGAGGCAGUGACUGUAAGAAGUUAAACAUUGGCCAAUUAUACAUGCUGUAGUGGUCAUGGUGCUUGUAGAAUUCCUUUUAGAUAAUUGAUUGCAAUGGUCUGGGCACUAUAGUAGUAAUGGCUACAAUUAUUAUAUGUUCACCAUGUGUCUAAAAC